GUGGAAUCUGUGUGCAAGCUUGCAUUUUGGGACCCACUUGUCUCCUGAAAGAUCACCAGAAAAAAAUCCACAGCACGCAGACGACUGGUCCGCAAUAGAUUUGGAGACAAAAUGUCAAACAAAUGUGUCAUUAUAAUUCAUAUCCUGGGUUGGAUUGUCAUAGAUGCACACAAAAUCACUGUAACAUCGGGUAUGAGACGUAUAUGGUCAGUUCCAUGCAGGACCUUCUUACCUCCUCCUCCACCUCCUCCUUUUCCUCCAUCAACGCAAAAAUCUAUGCUCAUGGUUGAUAUAACUGAACACAUUAUAGGGAAAAAAGGUGAAAAGGGAUGCAGAGGACCCAAUGGACGUAAGGGACAGCCAGGUUCCAUUGGUCAAGAGGGGAAACCAGGGAUGUCUGGAAUAAUGGGUCCCUUAGGCGAACAGGGAGAAAAGGGGGACAGAGGCUGGCGAGGCUUGUUUGGUGACAUGGGAACACCAGGAGUACAUGGGGGUCGUCCCGGACGCAGUGGAUCCAAAGGUGAAAAUGGAUUGAAAGGAGUCCAAGGAUCUUCGGGAGAAAAUGGAUACCCUGGAAGUGGUGGUAUCCCUGGGCUAAAGGGGGAUCCAGGGCUGAAAAGAAUGAAAGGCUUGCGGGGACCGGAUGGACAAAGGGGAGUCCCUGGACAGAGAGGGACUAUGGGAACAAAGGGUUAUCGCGGUCCACCAGGGCCUCAAGGAUUCAUGGGGACAAUGGGACUGCCAGGGUCUACUGGGUCACCAGGUGCACCAGGACAAGUGUAUGCAAUUCCAGGAAUUAGAGGAGCGAGGGGUGAAAGUGGUCCUGAAGGCCAUUGUAAUUGUUCAUUACCUAAACAACUACCCAAACGCAAAUAUAAGAAGGUUUCACUUGUAAGUAUGAGAGUAAUGUCACAAUACAUUUCCUAA
This is a messenger RNA of Osmerus eperlanus (European smelt), 927 nucleotides long. RefSeq names its product collagen alpha-3(IX) chain-like. The transcript is spliced from 13 exons. The record is from RefSeq and is a predicted model, not a curated record. NCBI's taxonomy places the organism in Eukaryota, Metazoa, Chordata, Actinopteri, Osmeriformes, Osmeridae. Bases 112 to 927 code for a protein of 271 amino acids.